Molecule: messenger RNA, 4333 nt
Organism: Rhinolophus ferrumequinum (greater horseshoe bat)
Lineage: Eukaryota; Metazoa; Chordata; Mammalia; Chiroptera; Rhinolophidae
Gene: CPAP
Product: centromere protein J
Biological process (GO): centriole elongation; cilium assembly
Cellular component (GO): centrosome; centriole; nucleus
Molecular function (GO): tubulin binding
Source: RefSeq, a predicted model, not a curated record
CCGGCCGGAGGCGGUGAUUGUGGCGGCUCUUUCGUAAAGGCGGCGGCGACUCCAACUCUAGUUUGAGUGGACUGAGAGACCAGAGGACUGUGGAUCGGUGUGGGAAAUUAAUACCUCUUGUAGCUUUUACAUUAUUUAAAAACAGUUGUGUGAUUGGACUAAAAUGUUCCUGAUGCCAACCUCUUCAGAGUUAAACAGUGGGCAGAACUUCUUAACCCCGUGGAUGACCAAUUCUUCUCGGGCUGGAGUCAUAUUAAAUCGUGGAUUUCCUGUUUUGGAAGCAGAGGAAGAGAAGCGAGCAAAUGUGAACAUUUCCACCAGCUCUCCUGUUAAAGCCACACAUUUUUCAAAUAGCUUCAGCUUUAGAAGUGAAGAAGAUUCGCUUCAUGAAGAACAGAAGUCGGGGUCUCACAGCCCUUAUCAACUACAAUCAGAUAAAUCGGAAACAUAUGCAGGCCUUCCUUUAACUGAAGAGGGACCACAAUUAGUGCCAUGUCAAGAUGCUCCUGGACACGGGGAAGAUAACAAAAGUGACUUUAUCUCAUGUCUUGCAAGUGAAUUAAAAGAAGUGGCUUAUAAAGACCCACUUUUUAAAAAGCUUGAACAGCUGAAAGAAGUACAACAGAAGAAGCAGGAGCAACUGAAGAGGCAACAGUUAGAGCAACUGCAAAGACUCAUGGAAGAACAAGAGAAGCUGCUCACUAUGGUGUCUGGACAACACACACUCCCAGGUUUAACUCUACUGCCUGCUGAGCAGAGCCAGAAGCACAGAACUCCGGGAAGCUCAGCCACUGCAGAGAAGACCACGCCCUUCCGACCAUCAUGUUUCUAUCAGAAUCAAACCCAAGAAAAAACUCACAUGUCCAACAUUUUGUCCAAUGAACUAAACAACUUGUGUAGGACUGCUCAUCAAGAUUUUGUCUCAACUUCAAAAAGUGGUGCUUCUCCCAAUUUGUUUCCAGAAGAACUUGUGAAAAAAAAUGAUUUGAAGGAAGAAAACUAUAACUGCCCUGUAGGUGAAGGUAUUUUACCAUGUUGGGAGAAAAUGACGGAACAGAUUCAGGAAGGGAAUGAUGUAAACUUAGAAAAAAAUGGUGAUUCCUCAAAAGUGGUUAAUACUGAAGAAAGGCCUAUUAAAGCUGCUAUUAGAGAAAGAAAACAGACAUUUGAAGACUACUUAGAAGAACAAAUUCGGUUGGAAGAACAAGAACUGAAACAAAAACAGCUAAGGGUAGCAGAAGGAUCAUUGCUAAUCAGAGCAAAGCCAAAACAACCAUUCUUAAAACGAGGAGAAGGUUUAGCUAGAUUUACUAAUGCUAAAUUUAAGUUCCAAAAAGGGAGAGAAAGUAAACUAGGGAGUAAUCAGAGCAUUUCAGAGGACCAACCUGUGUUUAAAAUAGAUAAACAACAAUUACAGCGGAAAACUGCUCUUAUAAAUAAAGAUCCAUGUACAGAGAACCCUCCUGCUAAAAAGAACAAUAAAGUUAGAACCAAGAGUAGUUCUGUCACAUGCAGUCAGAAGCCAAAAGUGCUUAAGGGGAAUAAUGGGAAAAGUCUCUCUCCAUUGGGACUGAAAAUACUGGCAGGGAAGAAAUGUGAUGGGCAACUUAGAGACCAGAUCAAAUUAGAAAAACAAGUAGAAUCUAAUAAGAAAGAAAAUGUACCUGAGUGCCCCAGUCCUUGUAAUACUGGCUGCAAAGUCUGGAGCAGGACACAAGGUAAAGAUAGACUUCCCCUUCCGACCGGGCUGGUCAGCUGCAUGGCUUCUAGGAGCCCGGUAAGGGAGACCUUGAGAGAGUCAGGAUCUUCUCUUGACAUUUCUCUUCACAAAAAGUUAGAGAAUUGGGAACGAGAGAAGGAAAAGGAAAAUUUGGAACUAGAUGAGUUUUUGUUUUUAGAACAAGCUGCUGAUGAAAUAUCAUUUUCCAGUAAUUCCUCAUUUGUACUGAAGAUCUUAGAGAGGGACCAACAGGUCUGUAAAGGUCACCGGCUGUCUUCUACCCCUGUCAAAGCAGUGCAGCAGCAAAAGAUGAUGACACUGUGUCCCAUGAGUCAGUGUAACCAAAAUGAGGGUCCAGAUCAUACUGAACGUGAAAAUGCGGGUGAAUGUGAGCCCAUACCCAAACAACUAAAUUCAGGGUCCUCACCUGAAGAAUUGGGGGAACAGUCUUGUAAAGUCAGUAGGAAAGCAUUCCAAAUGAGCACUUCUGAAAAUCAAAUGAGGUGGAACGCAAGCGAUGAUGAAGGUGUCAUGGACAGUGACAGUAGCACUGACUCUGAGGAGCAACUGGACGUUACCAUGAAACCGUCCACUGAGGAAAGCGCAAGGGGUUUCAGCAGCAGAGCUGAUAGUCCACAAGUCUGUGAUGGGAAGGGACCUUUUGGGGACGCUGGGACUCAAGAAGAUAAAAGGAGAGAUGUUGAUUUAGACUUGUCUGAUAAAGAUUAUGGUAGUGAUGAGUCUAUCGUAACUGAAAGCUUGAAAAAUGAAGGUUCUCAGUCCUCAAGAAGACCUUCAUCUGUAAGUACGAGUAAAAUUGACUUUGAUGAUGAAAGAACUUGGACCGACCUUGAAGAGACUUCAUUUAAACAUGAUGUUAUUCUUGGGAGUGAAGCUAUUUAUCGGACUCCCCAGACAGCCUACCCUAAUAAGAGUGAAAUAUGUGUACUGGACAAAACAAUAAAAAGGAAGGUUGCACCAGUGAAGAAGGAAGACAUGAGCCAGCUCAGUAGGGGCAAGAGUCCUCCAACAUCAGAUCUGAUGAUGAAAUUCUUCCCUUCUUUGAGACCAAAACCAAAAUCAAAAUCGGAUUCACACUUGGGAAAUGAACCCAAGUUAAACAAUUACGACCAAACCCCUGGUGACAGUGCUCGAUCUCAAGUUUUGAGAGAGAAAAUUAUUGAAUUGGAAACUGAAAUAGAAAAAUUUAAAGCUGAGAACACAUCUUUAGCUAAACUUCGCAUUGAACGAGAACGUGCGUUGGAAAAACUAAGGAAAGAAAUUGCAGACUUUGAACAACAGAAAGCAAAGGAAUUGACUCGAAUAGAAGAGUUUAAAAAAGAGGAAAUGAGGAAGCUACAAAAGGAACGCAAAGUUUUUGAAAAGUAUACUACAGUUGCAAGAACUUUUCCAGAUAAAAAGGAACGUGAAGAAAUACAGGCUUUGAAACAGCAGGUAGCAGAUUUACAGGAAGAUUUGAAAAGAAAGGAAGCAAAAUGGUCAAGUACACAUGGCCGUCUUAGAAGCCAGAUAGAAAUGUUGGUCAAAGAGAACACAGACCUCCGGGAAGAAAUAAAAGUGAUGGAAAGAUUCCGACUAGACGCCUGGAAGAAAGCAGAAGCCACUGAGAGCAGCACCAAGAUGAGUCAGUGUGGGACUGCCACGAAGAAAGAGAAGAAAGAGGGGUCCACGAACUCAUCAGUUCGAAUGCAAAAGAGUCAGAAUUCUUCAGGGGCCCAGCUAGAAAAACACAAGAAAAAUACUUUGCCCACACAAGGCAAUCCAUCUCGAAGAUGCAAGCCUGUGCCUCCUCAUGGCUCAUGCAGUUUGGAUAAGGAACAAAUUGCCUCACCCAGGGAGCUCCCUGAACCAGUGGACCUGCCAGAUCCUGAAUAUAAACAGGAGGAAGAGGAAAAGGAAGAAAUUCAAGGAGAAAUCAGUCAUCCUGAUGGAAAGAUAGAAAAGGUUUAUAAGAAUGGAUGCCGUGUCAUAAUGUUCCCAAAUGGGACUCAAAAAGAAGUGAGUGCGGACGGGAAGACUGUCACUGUCACCUUCUUCAAUGGGGAUGUGAAGCAGGUCAUGCCAGAUGAGAGAGUGAUGUACUACUACGCGGCAGCGCAGGCCACUCACAUGACUUACCCAGACGGACUAGAAGUCUUACAUUUCUCAAGCGGACAGAUAGAAAAGUAUUUCCCAGAUGGAAGAAAAGAAAUCACAUUUCCUGACCAGACUAUCAAAAACUUACUUGCUGAUGGAGAAGAAGAAAGCAUUUUCCCAGAUGGUACAGUUGUCAGAGUACAACGAGAUGGUAACAAAAUCAUCGAGUUUCAUAAUGGCCAGAGAGAACUACAUACCGCCGAGUUCAAGAGACGGGAGUACCCAGACGGCACAGUUAAAACUGUCUAUGCAAAUGGCCAUCAGGAAACAAAAUACACCUCUGGGCGCGUAAGAGUUAAAGACAAAGAUGGUAAUGUUCUCAUGGACACGAAAGUGUAAUGAUGCUUGUGUGAGACUAAUCAUGAAAUAACACUAGCUUGAUUGUCUUGUUAAAAAUGUACAUUUCUUGUGGACUGUGGUUUAAUUUAUACAUACUGUGUGUCUGUGUGUGUGUAA